AUGCAUUCAUAUUUAGUUAAGAAUGCCAAAUCAGAACUUAAUUAUAUUGAUCCAAAUAUUUGCCAAGAAAAUUUCUUAUCAGUAUUCAACAAAAUCACAAUAUUUAUAAAAGAUGGUACUGAUUUAUUUAGCAAAAAAGAUUUAUUUUCUUUUCUAGAAGAACUUACAAUAAAAAAAGACACAGAAGAGUUUUCAAAAGAAUUAGAUGACUUAGUUAAAGAAAAUUUAACAAGUUUAGAAGUCAAAAAUUUCAUAACUUUAUUGUUCAAAUUAGAGCUUAAUGA
This is a messenger RNA of Cetraspora pellucida, 284 nucleotides long. The record is from the annotation of a GenBank genome assembly. Lineage: Eukaryota; Fungi; Glomeromycota; Glomeromycetes; Diversisporales; Gigasporaceae.